AUGUCACCUCGUCGCUCCUCACGGGCUCGCACCACCCAGCCCUCGCCGGCCCUCCUCCAACACUCCAACUCCUCCAGCUCCAACAACUCCCUCACUCGCGAGCGAAGUACCCGAUCAAAUCAUAAAAACCCUUCCCCUCAUGGCUCGUCCGGUCAUCGCUCGCAGUCCAUCGACGAUACCGAGAAUGGCUCGAGAGCAGAUCUCCCACACACGCGCCAGCGCCAGCGCACCCGCGGUGACAAUGACCUUCCUCGUGAAGAGGACGACGAGGAUCCUGAAGAGGACGAGGAGGAGGAGGUCACUCGCUGUCUCUGUGGGCAGCAGGACUAUCCUGGUUUGCCCCCCUCUCGUCGCGACGCCCUCGGUCGCGUUGGUGUGAAACCAGAGGAAGGCGUUCCGCCCACGGAUUCAUCUGAUCUGCUGUCCGAUGAUAUUGGGAGCAUGUUCAUUCAGUGUGAUUCGUGCAAGGUAUGGCAGCAUGGUGGCUGUGUGGGAAUUAUGGACGAGGAAAUGAGCCCCGACGAAUAUUUCUGCGAGGAGUGUCGAAAGGAUUUACACAGAAUCCGGGGUGAAUCCAAUGGCCAGCGCUCCUCGACCUACCUUCCCGUCGCACCCGCAUCAUCACCUGCGCCCUCUUCCCGAGCCUCCUCGCGGGAUACUUCCCGACGCUCUAGGGACCCUAAAUCCCGAGGCAGUGAAGGCGCAUCGAAUCCGAAGCGGCGGUCGACUAUGAAUAGCCGGGACGCUGCCUACGAUGAGGAAGAAUUGAUCCGACGAGCGAUUGAAGAGAGCAAAGAAGAUACGAAGAGCAUUACCGAUGAAGCGGCCCCGCGCUUGAACAAGCGAAGUCGAAGUGAAAGUGAAUCACAAGGCUCCAAGCGCCCACGAACCACCUCUCCCUCGCCCACGGCUGCCUCAAAGCAGAGCCCGCCACCCUCCCAACCCCCAUCCGAUGACGAGACUAAGCCGAAGGUGACCAAUGGUACUCGACGACAAAGAGCAGCUUCCCGAGGUCAGCGCGACAAGGAACCUACCAAAGAGCCUGAGGAGCCAGAGCCCGAAGUCCCGGAGACCGUCGUCCGCCGAAAAGAGCGAUCUAACCGACGUAAAGGAGAAGAAUCAGAGAACGACAUUGGGUCCCCAACCAAGGCUGCAGCACCAGCCCCUCCGCCCCCCGAGCCUGAGCCGGCCCAGGCAAGCCCAAAUACUCCCACCCCUCAAGAGCCUACGCCUGCGCGGCCCUCGACGCGGAAAUCCGGACGUCCCCCAGCUCGACGCGGCGGCCGAGUCGGACGCAACCAAUAUACCAAGGAUCGAGACACGAACGGGAACGGCACCGAGUCCCCGCGUCGGGGUCAAUCACACGACAUUGGAAGUGAUUCGCCUCGAGUCGGCUAUAUCAAUGGCACACAUAUGAAUGGCGGGGACACGGGGCGGCCUAGCAAGCCGCGGCACAUGCACCCGCAGCGCACGACGAUGAACGAGAUGAAGCGGCGUGUCGCUGCCAUCUUGGAGUUUAUCUCGCGUAUGCAGGUGGAGAUGGCGGUCGCCAGUGAAAACUCGUCGACGCCAACGGGCAAUGGUGACCGGGCACAAGGCCUGCUCUUGAAGAGCAUGGUCGACCAGAUUGACAGUGCCAUGGCGUCCACCGUCAGUGACGGCGGCGAGUCUAUGCCGGCAUUGACAGAUGGCGAUGGCGAUGCCCAAUCGACGUCGGCCCAUGACAAGGACUUUAAAGACCUGAGUAGUGUGGAGAUGAUGGACGUGCUCACGCGUCACCUGCUCAAGUGGCAGCAAGAGUAUGGCAAGUUCGGGGAGCGAUAG
Penicillium cataractarum is the source of this 1824-nucleotide messenger RNA. RefSeq lists its product as uncharacterized. The transcript has 4 exons. Gene Ontology annotation, cellular component: Rpd3L complex; Rpd3L-Expanded complex. Gene Ontology annotation, biological process: negative regulation of silent mating-type cassette heterochromatin formation; negative regulation of rDNA heterochromatin formation. Lineage: Eukaryota; Fungi; Ascomycota; Eurotiomycetes; Eurotiales; Aspergillaceae. The record is from RefSeq and is a predicted model, not a curated record. The coding region runs from base 1 to 1824 and encodes 607 amino acids.